GCCAGUGAUUAUCGAUCCAGCAGAUCCAACAGCAAAUGUGGCCAAAGCCAGUGGAGAAGCUUGGGAUCUACUGGCCAAGAAUGCUUCUUAUUGCCUGAAGCAGUCUUGUUGCAUGAAGGAUGGGGAACCUAUCAAAUCCUGGGAUGUGCAGCCAACCCGAAACAUUGAGGUGACGGUGAAACAACGGACAGGAACACCUGUAGUUAUAUCAUGCAACCCUCUUCAAACUAUCAUGUACAUCAAGAAGAAGAUUGGGAACGAAGGGCAUACUUGUGAGCUAUAUUUGGAGGAACUUGGGCAAGAAAAUGUAGCCUUGCAGAAUGAUAAAAGAUUGGCAGAUUAUGGUAUAUUCUAUGAUACCACCAUCCGGCUACAUCUCAAGAGUAUGAAAAAGAAAAUGAUCAUUUUUGUGCUCUUUUCUCUUUUCUUUCUUUUUCUUUUUUACAUUUAUUUCGUUAAGUUUAAGUAGCUUAGAUAAUAUAUUUAAUAGUGAUAUAAAUUUAUUAUUGUGAAAUGUUUAUUUUAAUUGCACAAUUAACAAUUAUAACCUCCUGUUUCUAUUGUAUAAACAAGCUACUUUUUGUGUUUUAUGUAGUAUUAUUUGUAUUCUAUA
This is a messenger RNA of Protobothrops mucrosquamatus (brown spotted pit viper), 613 nucleotides long. Its product is annotated as 2'-5'-oligoadenylate synthase-like protein 1. Gene Ontology annotation, molecular function: 2'-5'-oligoadenylate synthetase activity; protein binding; double-stranded RNA binding. Gene Ontology annotation, biological process: defense response to virus; regulation of ribonuclease activity; negative regulation of viral genome replication. NCBI's taxonomy places the organism in Eukaryota, Metazoa, Chordata, Lepidosauria, Squamata, Viperidae. The record is from RefSeq and is a predicted model, not a curated record. The transcript is spliced from 2 exons. The annotation marks the transcript as partial. Gene Ontology annotation, cellular component: membrane; cytosol; nucleoplasm.